Spirodela intermedia is the source of this 6828-nucleotide messenger RNA. NCBI's taxonomy places the organism in Eukaryota, Viridiplantae, Streptophyta, Magnoliopsida, Alismatales, Araceae. The record is from the annotation of a GenBank genome assembly.
AUGUUUCCCGUGCACGACCCGGUGGAGUCCCUCUUCAACUCGUUUCAGGCGGUCGAAUCUGGCUUCCGGCAGGCGGCGAAGGAUCUCGAGUCCCAGUGGUCGGCGUCCUGGAAUGGCGUCGGUCAGCUUCAUUUCUUCUGCGGCGGAAUACAUGUGCAGGAGGCGGAGAGGAGGCCGCCGAAGAAGAGGCACAGUUGGGAUGUGUCGCUUGUCGUCGAGGAGGCCGGAAGUAAAUGGUCUCCCGCUGUAUUCUAUGUCCCGAUGAAAUCCAUCCUGGGGGCCGUCGGGCGCAGAGACAACUCGCCGAAGAGAGUGCACAAGGGAGGCGAUGCGAAGGAAGACGGUGCUUCUUGCGCGGGUUGCUUGCAUUUUGCAGCUGCCUGGUCUCUCCUGGUUAACAGCUUUGUCCAGGCAUUACCGAGCCCGUUCAAGUCGUCGAAGAAGCGCCUCCAGAAACAUGUCACCCAGGAGCACACACUUUCAGAUCCUGUGAGUGCGGAGGAUAAGAAUAAGGGUGCAUCUACGAGGUGCAACGUUGAGAUUCGUUGCAAGUCUAAGAUAGAUCAACCGAAGGAAGGGGGAAUCCCGUCCCUGGAACUCUUUGUCUGUUUUUUGUUUGAGAGUCUGGGGCAGAACCUUCAGUUCUUCGAUCAGAACUCCCGGGAUGGUGAUUCUGGGAGUUCCGAGCCGGCUGCAUCGUCUUCACCAAAUCCUCAAUUUGAUCAUUUGAAGAUAAUGGCAGGUUUUGUAAAGGGAAAAACUCCUAAUGUCGACUCCUUUCUGUCGAACAUGAGGUUUGCUAGAGUGGGAGGGCCACCCGCAAGCCUCGUGGGGGUAACUAGUGCAGAGAAAGAUGAGGGUGAGGAUGGAGCUUCCACAAGCAGUAAGGAAGAACCAGAUAGCAAUUCUGCACAGAAGCUUGCCAGCGGACUGCUAAAUAUCCCUUUGUCGAAUGUCGAGCGUUUACGGUCGACACUGUCAACUGUUUCACUAGCAGAACUGGUUGAAUAUGUCCCCCAAUUGGGACGGCCCUCCCAGGAACAUCCCGAUAAGAAGAAACUCUUCUCCGUUCAGGAUUUCUUCAGGUACACAGAAUCGGAAGGUAAAUUAUGCCACCCUGAUCAUCAUCUUUUUAAGUUUACAAGAACGGAGUAGUUAUAUCUCAACCUGCUGAACUUUGGCUAUGGCUAGUUUGGACUAACACGGUGACAAGUAGUCGCCUGAAGGUCAACAUAGCUCGUCUUCCUUGCUUUCAGUCUUUUAAGGAGGGUUUUGCCCUUUUGAUGUCCACAUUUUCUACGUUUAAAGAAUCGUUUGUCAAUAGUCCUUCCUUUAAAGUGUAAUCUAUUGCUGUUUGGUUGUCAAGUAGACAUCUCCUGAGAAGGAGUAGGGUUUCCUGUUUUCCUAAUCUCUGAGCAUAAUGUUCUUGGAAAUGCAAUGUUUCUUGCAUGACAUGCUUCGGAUCUGAAACUUUGUCAUCACAGUUGGACAUCAUUCAGAGAUGGACAAUAAUUGGGUUUCCAAGUUGGGUAGGAAGGUCUAGAUGAUUUCCGUUUCUUAUGCUAUAUCAUAAUUUGUGAACAUUCAGAUAAUUAAUGGGACCGCUAGAAAUUCACAGUACAUAUGAGUUGACGCUGGGACAGCAAGUCUUAUUCUUCACUCUUCAUUUGUUCAAGGUGAUACCCAGAGAUUUUCUUUGGCCAUUGAUUCUCAGAUUAUAGAUACUUAUACACACAGAAAGGUAGAACAGAAAAGAUGAUAAAACAGAAAAAGAAAAGAAAAGUUGAGUUGAAUCAGAUGAUUAAACGAGGUCUAAUGAAAAAAGUAACAGAAAGAUAAAGCUGAAAAACAAAACAAAGGUGCUGGUAAACAAGUGCUGUUGCGGAUAGGUCAUGCUUGACCUGCAAUAAAGGCCCAUUUUCAGUCGCAAAACUUGCAUAAAUUGUGACCCAGUUUCCAGGAAAAUGCAUAGUAAUGACAUGCUGAUGAUGCAAUUUAAUUGCCAUUCACUAGUUUAUGUUGGGUCAGUAAAAUACUCUUUUUCUUCUCCGUAUGUCUCAUUACUCUUGAUCUUUGAUAUCUAUGUCGCCGAUCAUGAACUUUUCAAUCAAUUCGCUAACCUGUCAUUGCCUCUUCGAUUCAGAAGGAAAAUUGUUAGUUGUACCAUUAGAAAAUUGUGGAAUGCAAUCACUUCGAAAUUUCUGUUUCACUUUCUCAAAGACAACAAACGUGAAUAACUAGCGUUUGGAAGGUGGCGAUUUAGUGAUCAGAGAUGUGUAGUUAUCUCCUUCAAUAGAAAUGGUUAAAAGUGAUCAGUGCAAUUACACAUGUAAUGAAAUGCAAUUUUUAAAGAUGUUUAUAUGUUUCUUUUUAUCCUGUCAUCACUUCCUAUGACAGGAGCCCGGAGUCGUUGGACCUUAAUGCAUAAAUUUUGUUUGGAGGAAUCCCUCAUGUUGCUCCCAACCUGUGCUCAUGUCCACCUGCACUUCAUGCUUUGGAAUUCUUUGAAGUUUUGAAUCCUGAUGUAUGGAAUAACUAUAUGCACACAGGAAGGCGUUUCUUUGAAGAGUUAGAUAGGGAUGGUGAUGGACAAGUGACCCUUGAAGAUCUGGAAAUUGCAAUGAGAAAGAGAAAACUUCCUCCUAAAUAUGCCAGAGAAUUUUUACACCGGACUAGGAGACACUUAUUUUCAAAAUCGAUUGGAUGGAGACAAUUUUUGUCCUUAAUGGAGCAGAAGGAGCCAACCAUCCUUCGAGCCUACACAACUCUCUGUCUCAGCAAGUCAGGAACACUGCAGAAGAAUCAAAUUAUGACUUCUCUAAAAAGUGCAGGCCUGCCUGCUGAUGAAGACAAUGCCCUUGCUAUGAUGCGCUAUUUGAAUGUGGGCACUGAAGGAGCCAUAUCUUACAGCCAUUUUCGAAAUUUCAUGCUCCUCCUUCCCACUGAACGCCUUGAAGAUGAUCCUCGGUAUGAUAAUGUUUGCAUGCAAUUUGAACGACAUUAUCUCAUGUUUAGUUUCUCAUUCAAUUUUGAGAUGAAAUCGCAUUCACGAUAUUGGCAGAUCUCCAUGUGCCUCUCAUUGUUUAGAAAACCCUUUUGCAAGGUUUCCACAAGUCAUUUACAUUUUUAUGUUUGUAAGUUUUUGGUUAAUUUUACUUGGGUUAAUUUUGGUUGAUUUGAACAUACUAAAUCAAAUUCUUUAGUUUGAUUAUACAGCAGGACUCUCGUUAUCAAAGGCGUAUGAUUUGCGCAAUUUUGUGACAUUAGCAACUCUUUAUCCUGUAAACAUUCAUUUCAAAUUUUAUCUUAUUUUAUUUUUUUCUCUGAACUUUUGAGAAACUUAUACUUCAUUUAUUCACUUGAUCACUUACCAGUUAGACAUUUCACUAGAUUUAAUGUAUGGUUAUUAUCAGAUCCGCCCCACUACUCUAACAGAAAAAUCACCACCGAUCAUUGUCCUCCAAGUGUUGUUUGAAGAGGCAUUCCUUGUGUCAACAACCUAUGUCUUAAUGGAUUUGCUUGGUUAAUUGGUAAAUAUCAUUACUUUGUCUUUCAAAAAGAAAAAACCGUUGAUGAUGAAAAGUACUAUAUGUGGAGCUAAGCCAUUUUGUAACAGACUACACUGUCCAAAAGCUUGAUUGAACGGGCAUAAUGUGACAAAGUAGAUGCCCUUUUUUAAAAAAAAUUUAUGUGUGAGCAUUUGUGUCAUCCUGCAUAUAGUUAUUUAUUAUUUUGUCUACUUCAUACACACAAGAUGCUGGGUGCUCGCGAGCAUUAAGAUCUUGUAAGAAUUGUUUACCAACCGUGAAGAGGUUUUUAAAUUGUCAAGACUGAUUCUUGGCAGAAAGUCUGGUCCUAUACAUCUGUGUUCAUCAUCCAUCCUAAAUAAAUAAUUAUGAUUAUGUUGAUAGAACGAGUCUCAUGUAGAAUAAUUAGGAUAUCUUUGGAGCACACUAUUAUUUAUUUAUUUUAACGGUUCCCAUUUGUUGAACCUCUUAGUUUCAGCUCUUACCCUAUUGCCCACUCUCAGAAUUUCUGGGGAGAUUAACAGUUUCUCUGGGUUUUCUAGACCAAACCACCAAUUUAAAUCGUCACAGACCAACUACCUAUUUAGCUUCAUGGUCUUUUUGUGUCAGAGGAAAAUGGUGAUUGCAUGAAACCAUGGGGAGUUUCUUCUCCCUUUUUCAAGAUCAGUUGCCUUCUUUUUCACCUGAACUGUCUACCCUCUCGGUACUCUAUUUCCUCUGAUUAUGACGACUACAAGUCAUUGCCAUGCCAUUACCUUUCUCAUUCUCUGCUUGAUGCGUCCAAACCUUCUUAAACAGUCCUAUCAAACAUAGAAAGCCUAAUUGCUAUUUAGAGACUUUUUCUCACGCCCUGAGAAUAACAAAGCGUGAAGAAAAUUAUUCUCCUGCAGCUUUAAGAGACUGAAACCCCGGCUAUGAUUACCCCUUUGAGAAAGAUCUGCUAUCCUCAGUAUAAUUCCUCACGACUGAUUUCUCUCUGUGGCUCUGUCAACAUGGUGCUGACCAUAACAUCUUAGCUGGGUUGACUCAUAGCUGGGUUCUCUCCCUCAGAAUAUGGUCGCGUCCUUAUCCACAUUGACAUCAUAUGCGUUCAAUCUUUCAGGAGCAUCUGGUUUGAAGCGGCAACAGUCGUUGCUGUCCCCCCACCUGUGGAGAUAUCUGCAGGAAGCGUUUUGAAGUCUGCUUUGGCCGGAGGCCUCUCCUGCGCUCUAUCCACUUCCUUAAUGCACCCGAUUGACACAAUGAAGGCAAGAAUUCCUCCUUGUCUCUGCUUACUUUUAUUGUUGUUCUGCAUCUAUCUGAAUAUGUUUUUAUAGAAAUAAUAUUUUGUAUCAUGAGGAAACAAUUAGAAACAAUUAGAUGAAAAUGAUUUGUUUGAUGCGUUGACAUCCUUACAUAUGGGCAAUUAGAUCCGAGUCUUAUCAUCUCUAGUUUCUCUUGGAAUUCAGAACAUUUGACCUUUGAGCAUAUGUUGUUCACAGAAAUCAUAUCUUGACUUUCAUUUCUGUUCUUGGUUUACAUUCUAAUUUUUUUUUUUAGACGCUCUCUGAAAGUUGACUUAUCGGUUUCUGUUGAUGAAUCUUAGAUAGUCUUUACGCAUCCUAGUAACAUUAGAUUUGAUUGGAGACCCUGAUGAAGUCAGAGUUACCUCUUCAGUUGUAGUCAACCCGGAUAUGAACCAGGAUCAUUUUCUUCCUUGAUUUUGAGGCUCCGGGCAGUACUCCCUGAUCAAAUAUGGAAGAAAAUAUAGAACACUAAUUAAUAAAUAAAGAUUGACAUUUUAAUAACAGGCCCAAGUUUUAGAAAAUAUUUUGUAUCUGAUCUCAGGAGAUGGUGCUUAUGCGUGUGUGUGUUAAGUUUCUGAUGUGUUCUUCACCUGGCAGACAAGAGUACAAGCAUCCACUCUCUCAUUCCCAGAGCUCAUAUCGAAGCUCCCCCAGAUUGGGGUCCGAGGGCUGUACAGGGGUUCCAUUCCGGCCAUUCUCGGCCAAUUUUCCAGGUUUGCUUCCUCUGUUCAUGGCAAGCUUUUGGUUUCUUGUGAUCCUGUGCUCAUUUCUCUCCUCUGUGCUCGCAGCCAUGGCCUGCGCACGGGUAUCUUCGAAGUGAGCAAACUCGUGCUAGUAAAUGUUGCACCCACACUCGCGGAAAUUCAGGUGAAACCCAGAUGCAGAUUCUCCUGAUAAUCUUUCUGCUCUUUUAUUUUCAUUAAUUAAUCGAUGGUAAUCGCAAAUCGAGAGCAGCGAGAACACAAAAUGUUGAUUUUUUUCUCUCAGAGUUGACAAAAUGUGGGGCUUUCUUCCGGAAGAACACACAGAAAUAAACGGAUGAUGGAAUGUUUCUACUGAUUUUUCCUUCUUUUAACUCUCCUCCGGACUGACAUUAACAGACUGAUGAUUCCGCAUUCUUCCACAGUAGAGAGAGAGAGAGAGAGAGAGAGAGAGAGAGAGAGAGAGAGAGAGAGAGAGAGAGAGAGAGAGAUUUAGAAAGAUGAAGCUUGGAUGAAACCCUGGCGCUGCGUCUUGCAGGUCCAGUCUCUGGCCUCCUUCUGCAGCACGAUCCUGGGGACGGCGGUGAGAAUCCCCUGCGAGGUCCUCAAGCAGCGUCUCCAGGCGGGGAUCUUCGACAACGUGGGGGAGGCGCUCGUGGGCACCUUCCAGCAGGAUGGCUUCCGCGGCUUCUUCCGCGGCACCGGCGCCACCCUCUGCCGCGAGGUCCCCUUCUACGUCGCCGGCAUGGGCCUCUACGCCGAGGCCAAGAAGGUACCCCUCCAUCCAUCAAUCCAUCAAUCAAUCGAUCGAUCGUUCCCCAAUCCCUGCGAAGAAACAAACCCUAACAGAUACUCAUCUCUCUCAGAUUUCUGUUCUAUUUCGUUCUGUAAACAGACGCAGAUGCUCUCAUCUCUUCUCUGAUUUCUCUUCUGAUCUGAUCUCUCUCGGAUUCUGCGUUCCAGGUUGCGCAGAAGGUGCUGAAGAGGGAUCUGCAGCCGUGGGAGACGGUGGCGGUGGGGGCGCUGUCGGGGGGGCUGGCGGCGGUGGUGACGACGCCGUUCGACGUGAUGAAGACGAGGAUGAUGACGGCGCCGCAGGGGAUGAGGAUGUCGAUGUCGGUGGUGGCCUUCUCUAUCCUCCGCAACGAGGGCCCCCUGGGGCUCUUUAAGGGCGCCGUCCCCAGGUUCUUCUGGAUCGCGCCCCUCGGCGCCAUGAACUUCGCCGGAUACGAGCUCGCCAGGAAGGCCAUGGACGACAAGGCCAGGGAACCCCGCGAAGAGGAGAGGGAAGGCGGCGGUGGAGUCCCCAAUUGA